GAAAAAAGUGAUCAUCUAACGAAAAUAAAAAAAAACACCCUAUAUAUAUAGAAAAUACAAAGAGUUAUUGUUGUUUUUAACACUUCUCGUGCAAGAAUUCGCUUUUUUUAUGAUUUCAUAUAGAAAAUAUUUGAAAAGAGAAGAAGCAUCGCUGAAAUUAUUUUUUUUCUUGUUGCUGUCGAUUUGUUGUUACUCUGCUGCUCAAUUGACUGAGUGAGACACAUUUGUGUGUGAGAGAGAGUGUUUGUGAACUGUUUGUUGUUGGCUGAGGGGCGCUGUUGUAAUAUAUAUAAGAAAGAAACACACUGAAAAGACUGGCUGGAACUUGUUGCUUCAUUCAGUAUUUUUAUGUGAGACUAAAAACGUUUUUUUUCGCGUUCAACGCACCACACAAACUCUGGUCGCUGGCCGGAUUUGACCUUACAUAUUUCAACGAAAAUACUUUGCCAAAAAGAGAAGUGAGCAGUAACAAAAUCUACGUUCGUUCUAAUACAGAAAAAUUAAAUCCAAAUUGUAUUUUAUACCCAUUUGUGUGGGGGCCAUGGAGAAUGGCAAUGGCAAUUAUGGUAUUGUGUAUUCCGUUGAAUUGGAACCCAUAAAACAGCAACAACAACAACAACAGCAGCCCAUCGAAGAUGCCUCCAAUAAUAAUCAGCAAGGGGAUGGUGUUAGGCCUGCAUCACCAAGUGCAAGUGCAACGGCAACUGCUGCAGCGGAUCAGCAGUCCCCCACUACACCAACGACCAUAACAUCGAAUAAAACUACAACUGCCACUAUAACGAUAAUCAAGCCUUCGCCUUCUGAUAACGAGGAUAAUGCGCCUCGUACACCUUCUCCCACGCAGUCACAGACUCAUUUGCAACCACGACCAUCAACUUCCCGUCAAUUGUUUAGAGAUGCCGCAAUUGCCCAUGGAGGUCAAGAGAGCACUGCGCUGCUGAUGCAUGAAAUUAGCCAACAGCAGAAAUUCAAGAGCGCUGCCUCCACCCUGGACAAGAGUAUAUCCCGCAAUCCGUCCACAGUGGCCAAGCAUGAGAAGAAAAUUGGCCAUCGGCGUGUCGAUGAGGAAGGUGAAGUUACUUACAAGAAGAUUCAAAGUAAGCAAAUUAUGGGCUCCAUCCAGCUGGGCAUACAGCAUACCGUGGGCAGUUUGGCUUCCAAACCCAAAAGGGACUUGCUAAUGAAUGACUUCUUUGAAAUGGAAACGAUAUCCUUUCCUCCGGACGGCUCUUCGAUUACACCAGCCCAUCAUUACAGCGAGUUUCGCUUUAAAGUAUUUGCCCCCAUAGCUUUUCGCUAUUUCCGGAACCUUUUUGGCAUUGCCCCCGAUGACUUUCUCAUGUCCAUGUGUGCGGCUCCUUUGCGCCAGCUUUCCAAUCCCGGGGCUUCGGGUUCGAUAUUUUAUCUAACCGACGAUGAUGAAUUCAUUAUCAAGACUGUGCAAAAGAAGGAGUGUGAAUUCUUGCAGAAACUGCUACCCGGUUACUACAUGAACUUAUCUCAAAAUCCGCGUACUCUGCUGCCUAAAUUCUUUGGUCUUUAUUGUUUCCACUACAAUACGAAGAAUGUUCGCCUUGUGGCCAUGAACAAUUUGCUGCCCUCCGAUAUUAAAAUGCAUGCCAAGUACGACUUGAAAGGUUCCACAUUCCGUCGAAAAGCCUCGAAGGCCGAAAGGCAAAAAGAGAGUCCCACCUACAAAGACUUGGACUUUAUGGAACAUCAUCCUAAUGGCAUAUUCUUGGAGACGGACAAGUACAAUGCCCUGAUUAAGACCAUUCAAAGAGAUUGCAUGGUUUUGGAGAGCUUUCAAAUUAUGGACUACUCCCUUUUGGUGGGUAUUCACAACCUGGACUUGGCUGCCAAGGAAAAAAGGGAAGAGCGCAUACGGAAUGCCAGGGCCAAGCUACAAAGACACGAUGAGAUACGUGAGGCCAAUGAUAACGAGGCUGAGGGGGGUGCUGCAGCUGCGGCUGGUUCCGCUUUGAAUCGUUCACGCAGCAUGAAUCGUCAACGUUUAGUGGCUCUCUCUACCGCCAUGGAAUCCAUAACGGCGGAUGAUACGCCUUUUGAAGAGGAUGAAGAUGUUCCUGCAGGUGGCAUACCGGCCAGAUCCGAGGACGAUGAGCGUUUGAUUCUGUACAUAGGCAUAAUCGAUAUCUUGCAGUCAUAUCGUUUGGAAAAGAAACUCGAACACACCUUUAAGGCCAUCAUCUAUAAUGGGGACACAGUUUCAGUGUGUCGGCCUUCCUUCUAUGCCCAGCGUUUCCAGAAUUUUAUGGGCAAAACGGUAUUCAAGAAAACACCAACAUUUCCCUUGAGACAGUCAAAGAGAAAAACUUCCACCGCUACGCUGAGAACACCGCAAAGAACUCCUUCUCAAAGCACAUCAUCGGCGCUACGGCAUCCGCACUUUGGGGCUGAAUCUUCAACACCGCCACCGGCUUUUGAUGAAAUCUCCGAAGAGGACAUAACAGCAGCUUCUAGUUCCCGAAGCUCAGCCAUACAGUUAAGGCACAUGGCACCGCCACAGUCCUUUAGAUCCUCACAUCGUAGCCUUGUGGCCAGCACGAUCGACGAUAAUAGCGAUGAUGAUGUGACCUCGGUCAGCGGUAGCAAUCGAUCCUCAUUGCCCCACGAAAGGCCGCAGUAUCUAUCCAAGACCAGUGUACAAGUAACCUCAAUUGGAUGUGUAGAGAAUCAUCAGAGACCCGAUCAUCAGCAAUCCGACGAAGGCAUCGAACAGGAUGUUGAGGGCAGAAGGGUGACAAGUGCUGUCAUACAAACAACACAAGAGAAGAAAUACACCUCAACAUUGAUUGUCAAUGAUGUGGUUAGAUGAUAUGGCCACUAAGAUGUCCAAGAAGGUACAGAUAAGCCUAGUUACCUUCACUGUUUUCUUUUCUUAAUACUUAGGGGAGGAUUGUAGCGAUGAGAAAAUCAAAUUGCAAGUUCAUACCUAUUACCCAGGCAACUGCUGCUCUAGUUGCAAUGAAUUCUUCUUAAGUCUUGGUAGAAACGAAAGAGAAGUGCUCUUAAUAAAGAUAUAACCCUUUGGAAUAACAAAACGGAGAAAAACAACAAUCAACAAUAGUUAAACAAGAACUUUAUAGCUUUAGUACUGUAAAACUAUUUAAUAUACGAUAAUGCUACUAUUAUAUACGCAACAACAACUUAUACUAAUGUUACUACCAUCUGCACUACUAUGAUAAUAACAACUGCUAUAUAUGAUGUAAACUAACUUUACAAGGACGUAUAAUUUUAAUAUAUACAUGCGUAUAUAUAUAUAUUUUUUUUGUUUCUUGAAUACUUUCUUUUGUCUGCUUCCCUUCCCUUCUACCCCCUUUUUAUUUUAUUUCUUUUUUUUUUGUAUUAUUUAUUUUAUGUAUAUUUUGUAUGUAACUAUGAAUAUGAGGAUGAGAUAUAUGGCGAUGAUGAUUUGUACAUUUCUCUGUAUUAUGAAUUUACAUUCAGUUUCAAUUUAAAGCAAAACAAAAUGUUCUGAUUUGUUGGAAAUUAAACUGGCUUUAUUUUAA
Molecule: messenger RNA, 3533 nt
Organism: Stomoxys calcitrans (stable fly)
Lineage: Eukaryota; Metazoa; Arthropoda; Insecta; Diptera; Muscidae
Gene: sktl
Product: phosphatidylinositol 4-phosphate 5-kinase type-1 alpha
Exons: 2
Coding region: 542-2839 (765 amino acids)
Biological process (GO): phosphatidylinositol metabolic process
Molecular function (GO): phosphatidylinositol kinase activity
Source: RefSeq, a predicted model, not a curated record